UUUUGCGUAUAAAGAUCUUUACUGAUCUUUUUCCCUCCUCAAAUUGCUGUUCAGAGUGUGUCUGACACAGAAAAUAAGUGAGUGAGAGAGAGAGAGAGAGAGAGAGAGAGGAGGGUUGGUAACAGUAGCCAGUUGCUCAAAAUCUAAGAAAAGCACCCAACUUGGGUUGAAAGAAGUCACCUUUGAGCUUCUUUGGGGCAUUAAUGAUCUGGGCCUCAGAGAGCCAUUACAUGAAGAUUCUGAUUCUCUCUCUGGGUCUUGAAAAUGGCAUCCAAAACCCAAGUUGUAGUUGUUGAUGUUGAGCAAGGAGGUCGCCGGAGCUCGGGUCAUGGGUACUCGGAUUCCGGGUCAGAUGAGGAGGAGGAGGAGGAGCACAGGAGCUCGUGUGUGUCCGGGAGUAGUGAAGAGAUUGUGGAGAGGGGAUCCUCUGAGAGUGAGUCUUCGGUAGAGGAGGAGGUGGAUCUGGAAUGUGGAGGGGUGCCUGCUGAAGUGAAGGUCCACGUGGCAAAGGUGAAGAGGGAUUGUAGGAUUUGUCAUCUGAGCAUGGAUGCAACCAAUCAUGAAUCUGGGAUUCCUAUCGAGUUGGGGUGUUCUUGCAAGGAGGACUUGGCUGCUGCACAUAAACAGUGUGCUGAGGCCUGGUUCAAAAUCAAGGGUAACAAAACCUGUGAGAUCUGCGGAUCAACUGCACGCAAUGUUUCUGGGGUGAAUGAAGCUGAGUUGGCAGAGCAGUGGAAUGAAGCAAAUGAUACUGCAGUGCCACCAGCACCAGUUGCCACUACACAGCCAGCAGAGAACCGAAACUUCUGGCAGGGUCAUCGGUUCCUCAACUUCUUGCUAGCUUGUAUGGUCUUCGCCUUUGUCAUCUCUUGGCUCUUUCACUUCAAUGUACCCUCAUAAGAAGUAUUUUUCUACAGCAAUGAUAUCAAGGUAACAAACAAGCACCUUACUAGCUCUGGAGUAAGCUUCUUCUCGGUCUCUAUGUUGUCUGUAUAUUAGUAAAGGCUAGCAGGUUGUUGUAAUUUAUGUUUCCAUUGUUAAAUUUGAUUGGCAACUUGAUUAGCACCAGUA
Molecule: messenger RNA, 1071 nt
Organism: Rosa chinensis
Lineage: Eukaryota; Viridiplantae; Streptophyta; Magnoliopsida; Rosales; Rosaceae
Exons: 2
Coding region: 265-900 (211 amino acids)
Molecular function (GO): zinc ion binding
Source: RefSeq, a predicted model, not a curated record